GGAUUGGUUGCGAACGACUGUGGCGUGAAUAGUUGCAUGAUUGCGACCACCAUUUUGUUUAUUUUCAAUUGAAUUUGGUGGUUUGGGAUUAGUAUUUUCACCGAUUUGUAUAUGUUAAGAAUAGUGAAUUUUAUUUUUACGUUUAUUAUAUAUGGUUCGGCAGUUUCCCCCGGAAAUAGGGGGUGAAAAAAUCCGCAGACAUUGGGCGCAUCGCAAGUAAACACGUUAAGGUGACCGUAUCCGGCAAAAACGCUUAUAACUCAGGAAAGGAUCGCGCGGUCACUCUCAGUCUUAAGAAAGCGAAAAUAAAUAAUCAAAAUUCUGUUGUGGAAAAUAUGAAUCACGUGACGGAAAGAGAGAAUCAAGAUAACGAUGUCGAAGAAAUGGAAACGCAGGACGUUGAACCACUGAAGCCCGCAAGUGACGAAGACAAUCAAAUGAACGGUGAGCCAAUCCAGGAACAGAACAUUAUUCAAGACACAGAAAUGGAUGAAGACGAGGCCCGGUCCGAAGCGACCUUCAGCUACACGGUGCCAAACUUCAGCAAGAUGAAGGAGUCCAUGUUGUCGCCGCCGUGUUACGUUCGUAACCUGCCGUGGAAGAUAAUGGUGAUGCCGCGCACGAGCCAGACGCAAGACCGGCAGACACAGAAGAGCUUGGGUUUCUUCCUGCAGAGCGCCCUGUUGCAGUGCAAUGGCGAAUCAGAGUCGUCCUCGUGGAGUUGCUACGCCGUCGCAGAGCUCAGGCUGCUCAACCAGAGAGAAGACGUGGAGCCGUUCUCUCGCAAAAUACAGCACCUGUUCUACAGCAAGGAGAACGACUGGGGCUUCAGCCACUUCAUGUCGUGGCAGGACGUGCUGGACCCGGAGAAGGGCUACAUCAAGGACGACACUAUUGUGCUGGAGGUGCACGUGGCAGCGGACGCCCCGCACGGCGUCAGCUGGGACUCCAAGAAGCACACGGGGUACGUGGGGCUCAAGAACCAGGGGGCCACGUGCUACAUGAACUCCCUGCUGCAGACGCUCUACUUCACCAGCCAGCUGCGCAAGGCGGUGUACAAGAUGCCGACGGAGAGCGACGACUCCAGCAAGAGCGUGGCGCUGGCGCUGCAGAGGGUGUUCCACGAGCUGCAGUUCUCGGACAAGCCGGUCGGCACCAAGAAGCUGACCAAGUCCUUCGGCUGGGAGACGCUCGACUCCUUCAUGCAGCACGACGUGCAGGAGUUCCUGCGGGUGCUGCUGGACAAGCUGGAGAGCAAGAUGAAGGGCACGUGCGUGGAAGGAACCGUGCCGAGGCUGUUCGAGGGCAAGAUGGUGUCCUUCAUCAAGUGUAAAAAUAUCAACUAUGAGUCGUCCAGAGGAGAGACUUUCUACGACAUCCAGCUGAACGUCAAAGGGAAAAAGAACAUCAUAGAGUCGUUCCGGGACUACAUCGCGACGGAGAUGCUGGACGGGGACAACAAGUACGACGCGGGGGAGCACGGGCUGCAGGACGCGGAGAAGGGCGUGAUCUUCGCCUCCUUCCCGCCCGUGCUGCACCUGCACCUCAUGAGGUUCCAGUACGACCCCGUGACGGACUGCUCCGUCAAGUUCAACGACAGGUUCGAGUUCUAUGAAAAGAUCUCGCUGGAGCCGUACCUGCACAAGCCGGAGAACACGCCUGCCAACUACACGCUGCACGCAGUGCUGGUGCACAGUGGCGACAACCACGGCGGCCACUACGUGGUGUUCAUCAACCCCAAGGGGGACGGCAAGUGGUGCAAGUUUGACGACGACGUGGUGUCGCGCUGCACCAAGGCGGAGGCGAUCGACAACAACUACGGGGGCCAUGACGAGGACCUGAACAUCACGGUGAAGCACUGCACCAACGCCUACAUGCUGGUGUACAUCCGCGACAGCGCCAUGAAGGAGGUGCUGCAGGAGGUCACGGAGCAGGACAUCCCUCAGGAGCUGGUGGAGCGGCUGCAGGAGGAGAAGCGCAUGGAGCAGAUCCGGCGCAAGGAGCGCAACGAGGCGCACCUGUUCAUGGCCGUGCAGGUGCUGCUGGAGGACAGCUUCGACGGCCACCAGGGCAACGACCUCUUCGACCCGGACCACGUGCAGUUCCGCGUCUUCCGCGUGCGCAAGCAGAUGCUGUUCCAGGAGUUCAUGGUGCAGCUCUCCGAGAGCAUGAAAUACCCGAUCGAGCAGAUGCGCCUGUGGCCCUUCAGCUACCGCUCGAACCAGACGUGCCGGCCCACGCUGGUGGACUACGAGACUGACCUGCACAAGAUGAUGAGCGAGCUGGCGGAGAACGCGAACCCCUGGAACGUGUUCCUGGAGGUGGUGCCCCCCGACUCGGGCCUGCAGACGCUGCCGGCCUUCGACAAGGACAGCGACGUGCUGCUGUUCUUCAAGCUGUACGACCCCAAGACGCGGCGCAUCCACUACUGCGGCCACCACUACAUGCCCGUCGCUGCCAAAGUCCAGGAGCUGAUCCCGGUGCUGAACCAGCGGGCGGGCUUCCCCGCCGACACGGAGCUGGUGCUGUUCGAGGAGAUCAAGCCCAACAUGGUGGAGCGCAUCGACAACUACGCCGAGCCGCUGGAGAAGGUGCUGGAGGAGCUGAUGGACGGCGACAUCAUCGUGUUCCAGCGCGAGGAGAGCGAGGACAUGUACGAGCUGCCCACCUGCCGGGACUACUUCAAGGACCUGAUGCAGCGAGUGGAGGUGACCUUCUGUGAUAAAAUGAUUCCUAACGACCCGGGCUUCACGCUGGAGCUCUCGCAGCGCAUGACGUACGACCAGAUGGCGAGGGCGGUGGCCCAGAGGGUCAACACCGACCCCUACCUCCUGCAGUUCUUCAAGUGCAUGCACUACAAGGACAGUCCGGGCCACCCCCUGAGGUGCACGUACGAGGGCACGCUCAAGGAGAUACUCGUCUACUGCAAGCCCAAAACACCCAAGAAAAUAUUCUACCAGCAGCUCAGUAUACGAAUCAACGAGCUGGAGAACAAGAAACAGUUCAAGUGUGUAUGGGUAGGUCCAAAGCUAAAAGAGGAAAAAGAGUUGAUUCUGUAUCCUAAUAAAAAUGGCACGGUAGCAGACCUUUUAGAAGAAGCUAGGAAACAAGUAGAAAUGUCUGAAAAUAGUUCUGGUAAACUUAGGAUAUUUGAAAUCAAUUGUAAUAAAAUAGUCAGUACAUUAAGAGAAGACACACCAUUAGAUUCCUUAAAUACGUCAGGAACAAAAUUGUACAGGAUAGAGGAGAUCCCAAAGGAUGAAGUGAACUUGGGGGAAGAUGAAAUGCUCAUCCCAGUUGCUCACUUCUACAAGGACAUUUUCUCCACGUUUGGCAUCCCUUUCUUCGUCAAAGUCAAACACGGUGAACCGUUCGCUAAAGUCAAAGAUAGAAUACAGAAGAAAUUAGCAACUCCGGAAAAAGAAUUUGAGAAGUUCAAGUUUGCCGUCGUGAUCCUGGGAAGGCCACAGUAUGUCGGGGAGGACGCAGAGUUCUGCAUAAAUCUUCAAGACUUCAAAAGUCACCCAAAUCAAGGGUCCACGCCCCCGCGGUCCUGGCUCGGGCUUGAGCACGUCAACAAGGCACCAAAGCGGUCUCGAUUCAACUACUUGGAGAAGGCCAUCAAGAUCUACAACUGAGUGGCUUCACUGUCCUCCUAAAGACUGGAACAGACUUUGGCGUACACGACAAACUGUAUUGUGUGUUAUGCGAGGGUGUUCAAAUACAUCAAGUGUUAAAUCUCUCCUCAGGAGGUUUUCACGUCCAGUUGUUCUGGUUUUGUCGCCUUCUUUUUUUUUCUUUUUUUUUUCUUUUUCUUUUUGUGAUUUAUUGAGUGGGGAUUCGAAGGGGGGGAAAUACGUCUUCUCAAGAUUUCAUAUAACGUACGUGUAGAACAUUUUAACUUGAAUUCAGGAUCAGUAGAAAUGCUAUCAGGGCAUCAUAAUGCUGCGAUCUUACUGCCUAACUUUCUCAUUGAUUAUAGCGUGUACCUGUUAUUGAGAGAACAAGGUUUUUUAACGUUCAGUUGAGCUGUGAUUGUGUAUUCUUACUGAGUACUUACUGCCGUCAUACAGGAUGCUUAGUAACUUUACAUUAUUACCAGGAAUUCAACCAUUUAAACUUUUGUUUCUUAUUAUUAACAAACAAUUGAAUAUUGUGUUUUAAUAAGUUUAAGUUAAAUACUGUAAAUUAUUUAUUUUCUAUGCUGUAUUGUGUGUUUGUAUUGUGGCAAAUGAAGUUAAAAAGAGAAAAUAAUGAGUGUAGAUAAACAA
Messenger RNA from Bacillus rossius redtenbacheri, 4271 nucleotides. RefSeq names its product ubiquitin carboxyl-terminal hydrolase 7 (gene Usp7). The record is from RefSeq and is a predicted model, not a curated record. Gene Ontology annotation, molecular function: protein binding; cysteine-type deubiquitinase activity. NCBI's taxonomy places the organism in Eukaryota, Metazoa, Arthropoda, Insecta, Phasmatodea, Bacillidae. The transcript is spliced from 23 exons. Gene Ontology annotation, biological process: regulation of protein stability; protein deubiquitination. Gene Ontology annotation, cellular component: cytosol; nucleus. The coding region runs from base 336 to 3638 and encodes 1100 amino acids.